This is a messenger RNA of Aspergillus glaucus CBS 516.65, 297 nucleotides long. Its product is annotated as hydrophobin family protein. Gene Ontology annotation, molecular function: structural constituent of cell wall. Bases 1 to 297 code for a protein of 98 amino acids. The transcript has 3 exons. NCBI's taxonomy places the organism in Eukaryota, Fungi, Ascomycota, Eurotiomycetes, Eurotiales, Aspergillaceae. The record is from RefSeq and is a predicted model, not a curated record. Gene Ontology annotation, cellular component: fungal-type cell wall.
AUGGUCGCCCUGGCCUCCGCCUUCCCCCACGAGAAGCGCGAAACCACCGAGGCUCAAUGCGUCAAGCCCUACCUCUGCUGCGGAGAGCUCAAGACUCCCCUCGACGACACUGUUGACCCUAUCCUCAUGACCUUGGGUAUCAACGCCGCAAGCCUUGUCGGAUCCAUUGGUCUUGACUGCAAGGCUUAUGACGACUCUUGCAAGAGUGAGCCCCAGUGCUGCACUGAGGCUAACCUUUUGGGUGGUACUCUUGCUCUCGGCUGCGCUCCGCUCAAGUCCAAGUCCAAGUCUUCUUAA